Molecule: messenger RNA, 1877 nt
Organism: Boleophthalmus pectinirostris (great blue-spotted mudskipper)
Lineage: Eukaryota; Metazoa; Chordata; Actinopteri; Gobiiformes; Gobiidae
Gene: bnip3la
Product: BCL2 interacting protein 3 like a
Exons: 7
Coding region: 163-849 (228 amino acids)
Biological process (GO): mitochondrial outer membrane permeabilization; defense response to virus; positive regulation of apoptotic process
Cellular component (GO): nucleus; mitochondrial envelope; mitochondrial outer membrane
Source: RefSeq, a predicted model, not a curated record
GACAGGCUCCUACAACAACUACUUCAGGAUGUUUGAUAGAGGCUUUAGACGAAACAUGACUCUUGAGGCUUCCAGAGAAAAUUGUAAACCCCAGACAGUCCUGAAAACUUGCACAGCUUGUCUGCGUGUCAUGUUGAUGAAUGCAAGAACUGGGUAGUCAACAUGUCCACUGCUGCUGCUCAGCAAAACAAUAACGAAGAGCCCGGCCUUCACGGCUCUUGGGUAGAGUUGGAGCUGAAUGGGAACACUGGAACACGGAGUCCUCAAAGUAACCUUCUCAUGCCACCCGCUGCAGACCAAAUAAAUGCAAAUGCUGGUUUGGGAGAUGUGCUAGAGAACGAGUCUCUUAUAGGAGGGUUAGAGCAUGUGCCAUCAUCCUCGUCUAUCCACAAUGGAGAUAUGGAAAAGAUACUUCUUGAUGCACAGCAUGAAUCAAGUCCAAGUAACUCCUCCUGUCAAAGUCCUCACCGGCCACCAAGUCCAGAACAAGAUGAAGGUCAAAUUAUGUUUGAUGUUGAGAUGUCAAGUCCAGCAGAUUGUCAGUCUGAAGAAGAUGCUCAAGAGAAGGAUGAAAAUGAAGACAUUCAGCCUACAAAAGAAGCUGACUGGGUUGCUGAUUGGUCUAGCAGACCAGAAAACAUACCUCCAAAAGAGUUUCACUUUAGACACCCCAGACGCUCAGUAUCUCUCAGUAUGAGAAAAAGUGGUGUCAUGAAGAAAGGUGGUGUUUUCUCCGCUGAGUUCCUCAAAGUUGUCAUUCCCUCUUUGCUCCUCUCACAUAUUCUUGCUCUUGGCAUUGGGGUGUACAUUGGGAAAAGAAUUGCCACUGCCCCCACCAGCACAUACUGAGUAGAUCCCUAAGUAGUGCCUGGAUGUCCUGCUUCAAGUUUGUCCAUUACUCUUCUAUAGUGAAGCUGUGUCUCUGUUUUAUUGUGUCAUCAUUGUGUCUCUGGUUGGACUUCACAAUGCAUCACAUCAUGUACUAGUUAUGUGUAUUUCCUAUCAUAGUUGCACUCCUCUAUACUUGCACACCCAGUACUGUAAUUCCAACCAAAUUUAAUCUUGCAGGUCAUUUUAGCCAGAAAAUAUUAAAUUAAGUAUCUAACUCUGAAUGAAAAUAACCAAAAAGCUGUACAAAAACAAACUUAUUUCCAGAAUUUUUAGUUGCCUUAAGACAUUAGAUACAUGAGUUUUAUUUUGUAUUUUGUAAAUUUUUGUGUAGAGAUUAGACUUCAUUUGUGGGUUUAAAAUACUGUACAUAGUCUGGUGCCAAAUUUAAUAAGAGCCUUCUUUAUAUUUCUUUUUUCCUACAUAUCUUCUCGUGGGCACCAACACCUACUCUUUACUACACAUUGGUGGUCUUUUAUUAGUUGUUUGAAAUCUUUAUUAUAUAAUUUAACUACACUACCUAGAUGUGACAAUAAUAAGCUGUGAUCUGCCCCUUGUCAUGACCACAUUUGCAACACUGCUAUGACAUGUGCUAAUGUUUGAGGCUUACAAGGAGUUUUUGUUAUGCAAUAAUUUAAAACCAUGCAGUAAAAUAUAUUUUACAGAUAGUUAUAAGUUACUGCAAGGCAUCAAGUGUGCAUCAAGUGUGCAUGUGCUGAACUGGAUUCUGAAUGAUGCUUUUUAAUGAAUGUGUAUGAAAAGACAGUGACCAUGCAAUUUGAGCUCACUGUAUUUGAGGCAUUAAUUGGAAAGCAAUGUGUAAAAUGUAUAACAAAGUAGUUUAAAUAAGCUUUAGUUGUCUAUUGUGUGAACAGUGCAAUAUAUUUGUAAAUAGAAAGCUUGUUGUAACUGUGUCUCAAUUAAUAAAUGCCAAAAUAACCUUUAUCUGUUUGAAUAUAUGUUAAUAAAUGGAUAUGUGGAUUAAUUUA